CACAUUAUUAUUAUUAAAAACUUGGAUAUUACACGCUGACAUGCUGUACGCCUGUACACUGUACAGUCUACAUAGUAUGUUAGUCGUUUCUCCGCUUUUAGUCGUCUCUCAUCUGCUCUGCUGAACGUGCGCCGAUCCUAUGCUUAUUGAAGCAGUACUCAGUUAAUCGUAUUGUCGGCGUCCAUUGAUUUAUUUUCAUUUAAAUCCGCGUGUGUAAAAACAACUAAAUAAACGACUAGGUAGAUUUUAAAUGCAAUUUAACUCCUUUUUGAUUUACUUUAACGUCAGUGACCGAUGCGUUUAAAUUUAAUGUCGGUUUAAGUGAAGUCAGUAUGUCACAGACGCAGUACUCUCGUGACACGGUCAUACACCUCGUAUCUGGAGGUUUGGCUGGUACGACUGGUGCUGUGGUUACAUGCCCAUUAGAAGUGGUCAAGACUCGAUUGCAAUCAUCUUCCAGCUUUGGCGCUACACGUUAUGAUUAUGUGCCUAGAAUUGCAUCUGAAGACAGUGGCGGUAGUCGCAUGACAUGUAAGACAAUCUCGUCGUUGCAGCGACGACGAUAUAACACCUUAAGCAGUGCUGGUGGCCGACACUCCAGCACACAAAUACUAACAUUUUCUCAAUGUGGUGUAGGCAGCCAGACAACUAAAUCAAUGGGGCUCUUGCAAUGUCUCAGGCACAUAGUAAAAACCGAAGGCCCCAAGGCUCUGUUCAAAGGACUGGUGCCCAACAUCGUGGGCGUCGCUCCGUCCAGAGCCAUAUAUUUCGGGGCCUAUGCACAAUCCAAAAAGUUUUUCAACACCGUACUUAACCCGGACACACCGAUGGUACAUGUAUUAUCGGCGUCUUUUGCAGGUUUUGCUUCAUGUUCAGCAACUAAUCCUAUUUGGCUGGUCAAAACUAGACUUCAGUUAGACUUGAACAAGAAUGGGAAAAGACUCACCGCCGGUCAAUGUAUCAGAAGGAUAUAUAGGACAGGGGGCAUAAAAGGUUUCUAUAAAGGUAUUACAGCUUCGUACUUUGGAAUAUCCGAAACUGUUGUGCACUUUGUCAUCUACGAAGCAAUCAAAGCGAGACUGAUAGCCGCCCGUGUUGGACUCAAUGAGUCUGAAGAAAAUACCAAAACCUCCAAAGAUUUCCUCGAAUUUAUGAUGGCUGGUGCCAUUUCUAAGACUGUUGCUUCGUCUAUCGCCUAUCCUCAUGAGGUCGCUAGGACCAGGCUCCGGGAAGAAGGUACCAAGUAUCGAAGCUUCUUCCAGACCUUGUUAACGGUUUACGGCGAGGAGGGCCCAAGGGGGCUAUACCGCGGUUUGACCACACAGCUGGUCAGACAAAUACCUAACACGGCCAUUAUGAUGGCAACAUAUGAGGCUGCUGUUUAUGUGAUGACCACGUAUUAUAGUCCUAACGAAGCUGUGUUCUAUGAGGACACCGAUGAUCGAUACGAGUGAUAAUAUAUAUUGCCAUUGUUAAUUAUAUGGUUGAAGAUCUCAACGUAUCGCAAUUUUAGUUAUGUUGACAUAGUCGCCUACUACCGAAAAUUUGCUCCAUUUACUAUUGAACAAUCUCUGCGCACAUAAGUCAUUGAAGAGCAUGAGCCACAUUUAUUUAUUACAUGAUAUAUUUAUUGUAUUCCAACAAUUUUUUCUCUUUCAUAAGCCUAUUUUCUCAUCACGUCCCUCUUAUAUUUGCCUUCCUAUUAAUUUUCUUUUUUUAUAUACUUAUAUUUACAAUUUAAUUAUAAUUUAUUUGUUAAGCAUUUGUUUUUUUAGUUUAUAAUUUAUAAGCUGUCUGUUAGACAAUUUAACCAUUAUUAUUAUUAUUUAUUGGCGUUAAUUCUAUUAAAAUUAAAGUCAUUAUUAUUAUACUUAGUUAAUAUUUAUAGAACUAGUUUCUCUACAUCUACAAGCGAGUUAAUCAAAGGUGAUCUUAAAAUAUAUACUUUUAAUAUUGUAUAUUGUAUUUCUACAAUAUUUUGAGUAGUAUGAUAUUAUACUAAACCAAAAUAAUUAUAAUUUGAAUUGUGCGAUUUGUAAGAUUUUUUUCGCACUUUAUGAUAGUAUAUUGUAUGUAAUACUCAAAAAUAAAGGUUCCAAUGUAAUGGGUGCAGAGUCUACUAAAAGUAAACAUAAAUAUUACUGUUUGGAGAUGUAGUAGUCAAGUAAGAAAUGCUGUAUCUUAUGUGCGUGUAAAACAUAGUCUUGUUUUUAGUAUAACAACUAUUAUUUAUGUUAUCAAAACAAAUAUAUUUGUUUUUAUUAUUGUA
Aphis gossypii (cotton aphid) is the source of this 2269-nucleotide messenger RNA. RefSeq names its product mitochondrial carrier protein Rim2 (gene Rim2). Gene Ontology annotation, cellular component: mitochondrion; mitochondrial membrane. Gene Ontology annotation, biological process: mitochondrial transport; pyrimidine nucleotide import into mitochondrion. Gene Ontology annotation, molecular function: pyrimidine nucleotide transmembrane transporter activity. NCBI's taxonomy places the organism in Eukaryota, Metazoa, Arthropoda, Insecta, Hemiptera, Aphididae. The transcript has 7 exons. The coding region runs from base 333 to 1454 and encodes 373 amino acids. The record is from RefSeq and is a predicted model, not a curated record.